Sardina pilchardus (European sardine) is the source of this 2758-nucleotide messenger RNA. RefSeq names its product leucine rich repeat containing 59 (gene lrrc59). The record is from RefSeq and is a predicted model, not a curated record. The coding region runs from base 443 to 1396 and encodes 317 amino acids. Gene Ontology annotation, molecular function: protein binding. The transcript is spliced from 7 exons. NCBI's taxonomy places the organism in Eukaryota, Metazoa, Chordata, Actinopteri, Clupeiformes, Clupeidae.
GCUAUGCAAUGUCCGUGUAGUAGCGGCUCUGUGAUUCAGCUUCUAGUAUUUUUACACUAAUAACUAUUACUUAGGUCAUUGGUCUCUUCAGUAAGCUGUGAACAGUGAAGGGGGUAGCCGAGGCAAUCUCAACAUACAUUUGGCUUCACCAGAACUUGCUACCAGAAACUCUAAAUAAGAACCUAGGAGCUGUGUGUGUGUGUGUGUGUGUGUGCGUGUGUGUUUUUGCGUAGCUAGCGUAACUGUAACCUGUAGCUAGCAGCAUUUGAUACUGUAAUCUUGGUGUCAGAAUUCAUUUUUCAUAGCCGACCUGGAGAAUGCCCAGACUUUUGUGGAUUGACAGUCUUUUCAUCUGACCGCACUUCACAUUUCUAACUUAGUUAACGCCAGAGCGUUACGAACAUAUCCAGGAGGGUGACGCUGACUACUGCAACUUCACAGAAUGAGGGCGAAAGCUAAGUUUGAGAAUAUUAAGGACAAAAUUGAUGGCAAUGAGGUGGACCUCAGUCUUUGCAACCUCACCGAUGUCCCCGUCAGAGAGCUGGCGGCUUAUCCCAAAGCCACAAAACUGGAUAUCUCCUGCAACAAUUUGAUCACUCUCCCACCCGAGUUCUGUGGCCUAACUCACCUGGUGAGGAUCGACCUGAGUAAGAACCAGCUGACGAGUCUCCCUGAAGACCUGGGCCUCCUCACCAGCCUGAACCACCUGGACCUCUUCCAGAACAAACUACAGACACUGCCCGUCAGCUUCUCACAGCUCAGGAGUCUGAAAUGGCUGGACCUAAAAGAUAACCCUCUUGAGGCAACUCUGGCCAAAGCUGCUGGCGACUGUCUGGAUGACAAGCAGUGCAGGCAAUGUGCUGUGAAGGUACUGCAGCACAUGAGGGUCCUUCAGGAGGAGGCGGAUAGGCUGAGAGAGAAGCAUCUGCUCAGACAAAGAGAGCUGGAGCUGAAGCGCGAGGCCAAGCAGAGGGAGCGGGAGGCGAAGGAGAAGGAGGUGCGGAAGCGAGAGAAGGCGGAGGAGAAGGAGAGGAAGAGGAAGGAGUACGAGGCCCAGCAGGCCGCGCUGGCCACCCAGGAGCAGCAGAAGAAGAAGAGGGAGGAGAAGAAAAAGAGAGCUGCAGCCGCCGCAGAUAAGAAGAAGGUGGAGUCUGUGGUGGUGGCGCGUUCCGGUUGGUCAGUGUCGUGCGUGCUGUUCCGCUUCCUGCUCCUGCUGCUGCUGGGAGUGGGCAGCUCGGUGGCGGUGUGCCAUCUGAGCGCGCUCCGCGAGGAGGAGGUGUGCGCGCCGCUCCGGAUGCUCCUGCAGGGGGCGCUUCAGUGGGCCGAGGGCCAGGAGCUCCUGCAGCCCAUCCUACAGAAGAUCUCGGACCUCACCGCCUCCAGCCAAGCCCUCUGACCGCAUCGCCCGACACCCACCACACACCCGCUAGGCUCAGAGAGACUUGCCAGCCCCUCUUCCUCCAGCUCCUCCAUUUAAUAAGGUACUUGUGUGGGUAUCAUCCGUACCAGGUUAUCAUCCGCUACAGAUGAUACCCACACUUGCAUGCUGCUCAGACAAACCCCAACAUUUUGAAAAAAAGUUGGGUGGUGUCGGUUGCAGUCUAGAAUGUUCAGAUGACCAACUGACAAACAGCAACCAACUCCCAACAAACACCCUAACAGUCGGGUCAGUGUGUGUGGUCAGUCUGUCGGUCUGUGUUGGGUGUUUGUUGGAUGGAGUUGUCCAAGUUUGACAUGUCCAAAAGGUGGACAUAGCAGUAGGUGUUCUGAACCUUCAAAAGACCGCUACCAACAACUUCCAACUUUAGAAUGUUGGGGUUUGUUUUCUGAGUAGUUGCCAGGCACCUUAACAUCCCCCCACCCCGCCCCCGUGACAUCAACAGCAUCUCUCUGCAGCCGUGCCCUCCCAAUGCUCACCCAUCUCCGAGAGACCAGCAAGCUCCUCCUCCAGCCUUUGGCCCCAGCUAGUAACAUCACAUCCUGUCAGUCAUACACAUUUCAACAUGCCCUCGCCAUAGGACAUCUCAAGCCUCUGACCCCUCCCUCUGGCUGUCACUCAAAGGGCUCAGUCUGAGCCUGGCUAUUGGGGGCUUGGCUUAGUGGACGUGGCAAAUUCUAGAAAGGUGUGGUUGUCAGGGAAGGAGGUGUUGCCAUCAGCAUGAAUUCCUAUGGAAUUGUUUCUGCUGGUUCUCCAUCGUUCUGGUUUUAACCAAUCACAGCGGACUUUUGCUGACACAAGCGUCAAGCUUAGCAGCCCCAGGGGGCCAAGCCCUGCUGCCACUUCUGAAGUGUCACCAUCAGUAACUGCCAAUCAGAAACAUUGCCGCCCAGUCACGUAACCAACGCCAACUGUCCGUGGCUGUGACUGCUACUGCUGCUUCUGCCUUUAACUGUGCUCAAAGUCCUCAGGGUGGUCUUACAUCUCACGCUAAUGUGUGUGUGUGUGUGUCUGCCUGCCUGGCCUGUAACUGUGCUAAGUCCUCAGGGCUGUCUCACGUCUCACGUUAAUGAGUGUGUGUGUGUGUGUGCCUGUAACUGUGAUAUCAGUCUUGAAUUGACAGUCUGAUAUGCUAUGCUAUUAAGUGUGUGUGUGUGUGUGCGUGUGUGUGUGUGUGCGUGUGUGUAUGUUCAAUCAAACUGACUGGGGACUGCAGCUUGAGUAAAAAGGUGAACCUGCACUUGUGUCUGAAUGUCUCAUCUUUACAUAAAUACACAUGCCUGUUAUUAAUCAGUGCUCAAUAAAUGCCUGACAGCACGA